AUGAACUUUGUCGCUCAGGUCAAAGAAUAUGGCAAAGAACGACCGAAGUGUUUCUGUCGAUAUUUUGUGGGCACAGAGAUGCAUGCUCUUCAGCAGGCUAGUACUGUAAGUAUCUUAUACUUGAAAUUUAAAAUUUAUAUUUUUUUAAAUCUUUUCUAUUUUUAUGCUCAAAAUACAAUGAAAGUGUAAACGAAAUUGAUUUUUAUAGGCCCAAGACAGAUUAUCACAAGGCUUUUGGGCAUCUUUAAUUGUGUCGUUUUUGAUCAUAUCGAUAGUAAUGACUAAAAACACCUACGGUGACUUCUUAGACAAUCAAAUAUUGACUACUUUCUCUAUUAAACAGGUAAGCCUACCCCAACCCCUACACCUGCCUCUAUCUCUACCAUUACCAUAGUACCCUACCCUACCGUAGAAUACUCUAUCCCACAGUACACCACACUAUCAGAUGCUACUCUACUGUACCCUACCCUAGUGCAUUAUUACCUACUGUAUGCUACUGUACAGUUUUCUAUCCUUCAUAACCUUACCCUACCCAGCCCUAUUCUUCCUUACAUUACUCUACUUAUCCUACCCUACCAUACCCUACCAUAAUCUUACCCUCAACUUUAAUUUUAAAACUUACAGGUUGGAGAACUAGAAUUCCCGUCAGUAAUAAUGUGUCCAAAGAAUGCCGAUGCCCUUCAUAUACAUCUAGUCUACCGUGAUAUACGAAAACGUAUGAAAAAUAUGACAGAAGGCGAGAUGGACAAACUAAUAGGCUAUGCGAUGGCUGAUGCUGGCUUUGUUAAUAUGGAUGAGUUUGUUAAGAAUAUGACAGAUGAUCAACAUAAAGAGAAGACAAAGUUGUUGAACCAAUGGAAGGGUAGAAGGACACCUGACAAGUUUUAUCGAGAUCUCUUUCAAAAGUUUGGGUAUAAAUGUGAAGAGGUAUGAAUAGCGUGCCCUACCCUACUUUGUCCUAUCCUAUACUACCUUCCCCUACCCUGCCAUAGCCUACCCUACACUACCUAAUCCAGCCCUAGCUCUACCCCAGCUUACCUUAUUCCUAACGUGCCCUAACGUACCCUACCGUACCAUGCUCUUUUCUAACGUAUUACGUGGCGACAUAAGAAUCCGCCAUUUUUUACAGAAAAUUACAAGAAAAGUAUGGCGGGUUCUUUAUAUCGGCACCUAAUAUCUUACCCUAGCGCUACUGUAGCCCUACACCAGCUCUGAUCUAGGCCACCCUCCUAGCUCUACCCUUCUUUGACCUUACCCCUAACUUCCUCCGAUCGUUAAUUACUCGGUCCUAUCGUACUCUUACUGUGACCCUACCUUGCCCUACUCUACUCCAACUUACCCGACACUACUACAUCUUAUCUUACCCUGCCCUACUCUAUCCUAUCCUUACCCUGCUCUACUUUACCUUACCAUACCCGACACUAAUAUGCCUCUCUUUAGAUGUUCAAAGAAUGCAAAUUAGGAGCUGAAAAAGUGCCGUGUUGUCAACUAUUCAAAGAACAUUAUGUCAUGUUGAGAGGACGAUGUUUUCGACUGGUAAAGCUAUUUCAAGCCGAUCCUGAUUACCAUGGUCGAUUAUACUUGUCAAUGAAACAAGGACCAAGCCCGAUAUUGAGUCACGACAAAAUGCAGGUAACUAUUUCUUUUAUUUGUAAUAUGUAGGUACUGUAGUUUUUUACAGUAUUUUUAGCUUUUCACUUUAAUUUUUCCGUACCCUACUCUACCCUGCCUAGAUCACCCUACCCUAAUUUUCAAAUUUUUCUUGCUAUACGACUAUUUUCAGCCCCAAGUAGUAGCAUACAUAGCUCCACCAACAUCGGACGUCUCCACUUUUCCUCGGUAUUACCUAAACUACCAAUCCUAUAAUUAUCUCAGCGCUUCAGCUAAGAAUUUGCGCCUUCGACCGGACGUUUCAUCUUGUUUUCCAUCUGACGAAAGACGUGGAAAAAACGCGUGCUAUGUUAGAAGAUGGCUGUAUGAACGGUUCAUCACACCUAUGAACUGUACUCCAUUUUAUAUGAACUACCGUGCUCCAUGGGCUUCGGUUUGUGAGGUUGGAAAGAUUGCCAAAAUCUACUUUGACAUCAUUGAUGUUAGCAUGAAUGGGACUAAGGUAAGUUUUGAUUAUUGUUAUGGUGGUAUGUUUGUAGUGUGGGGAAGAUUAGGGUAGAGAACAAUAGGUAGGGUUAGGGUACGGUAGUAAUGGUCAAUCUUUUUUAGUGUCUACCAGCUUGCACUCGUACUGACAGGUACUUCAUUAUAUACACGAAGGAACAUACCACAUGGGAUGUCAGUAAGAACGUGCCUGAUUUCACAUUGGAAUUUGGAUACACUGACCUUGAGGUAGGUUUUUUCACAUUGCCUAGCCCUGCUCUGUCCUACCUUAUCCUCCCCUGCUCCGUCCUACCCUACCUUAUACUGCUCAGCAGUGUGCUGUAAUACCCGACCCUACUCUACCUCCUAGCCUUAAUGUUCAACUUUUAGUACGAACAGUACGAAGAAGUACUAACCACAACAUUGCCAGGCUUUGUUUCUCAAAUCGGUGGUCAAUUGAACUUGUUCUUAGGAGUGACAAUUUUGAGUGUUAUCCAGUUUGGACUAUCUUCUACAAUUUUUAUCUUUAAAAAAUGGAAAGGCGUCAAACAUAUUAACCUACACUCUCAUUUGAAAAAGCGAUGA
Bursaphelenchus okinawaensis is the source of this 2679-nucleotide messenger RNA. Lineage: Eukaryota; Metazoa; Nematoda; Chromadorea; Rhabditida; Aphelenchoididae. The record is from the annotation of a GenBank genome assembly.